This is a messenger RNA of Trichophyton verrucosum HKI 0517, 2037 nucleotides long. RefSeq lists its product as uncharacterized. The record is from RefSeq and is a predicted model, not a curated record. The transcript has 2 exons. NCBI's taxonomy places the organism in Eukaryota, Fungi, Ascomycota, Eurotiomycetes, Onygenales, Arthrodermataceae. The coding region runs from base 1 to 2037 and encodes 678 amino acids.
AUGGCGAGCAAGAAACCAUCGUCCCCUACGCCAACUGGCCGCAGGACGCCCUCGACUGAUGCUCAGACGAGCCCAGGCGGACCGCGAAGAGUCUCCUCGCAGUCUCCUGGCGCGACGACGAAUGGCGUUGGCCGCUCCCCCUCGACCAAAGGGUCACCAGGUCCAGUCUCAGCCCGUGCCGCAGCCGCAAGGAGGGCUGGGUUGGGCCGAUCCAACUUAAGCAUGAGCAGCGUACCACGGAACUACCCCCAUAAUAACGAGGACGAGGAAGCCCGGGCAGCCAACACGGCCCUGAUCGAAGAUCUCAAGGAGCAAGUCCAGAAGGCGGAGACUGUCGCGGACCAGUAUCGAAAACAGCUCGGCGUGCUGCAGAUGAGGCUCGACGAAGCAGUCAGCGAGCAGACCAGGCUCGAGGAACAGGCACAUGAGAAAGACGGCCAGAUAAACCCGCUGCGUGACGAAAUCAAGGAGCUUCACAGACAAAUCCGGGAUUUGGAGCAAAAGCAUGAGACCGAGCGUGAGUCGAUGAUGGCAGAUAAAGAGAACCAGGCAAAGAGGGAGGAAGAGCUCGAGGCUUCCAUCCAGCGGUUAAAGGAGACGAUUGCCCAAAAGGACCUUCGAAUGGGAGUUGACGGCGAACGCAACCUAUCUCGCUCUCACAUAGAAAACGGACAAUUUGCUCCAUCUUCAUCUCAGCUUCAACGCAGUCCAUCCAGAAACAACUCGAAACUGAUACUGCAAAAAGACAAGCUCAUCGAAUCCCUACGGCUCGAGCUGGCUGAAGCACAGAUCAAAAUCGUUGAAAUGGAGAACCUGGGAGGAGGCCGUCAGCAGGAACUAGAACGAGAACUCCUCGAAGCCCGCAUGGCCAACGCCCGUCUAAUGGAAGACAACGAAAGCUAUCAGCUUCUGCUCAGCGAGCGGACGCUGAAUGGGGAUUUCACUAAGGGAGACUUUAUGCACGACGCCCACCCUCCUGCUAACGCAAAUGGGACCGGUGGCUCUUCUCUGGCCGACGAGCUGGAUUCCGUUGGCGAGGGAGGUGAGGAUAACGAGAAACGCAAGCUGGAGAGCGAGCUGAAGAGCUACAAGGACCAGAACAAGGCUCUGAGUCUUUACAUUGAACGAAUCAUUGGCAGACUUUUACAGCACGAAGGCUUCGAACAUAUCCUCGACAAGAGUGACUCUGAUAACACAGGGCCCAAGGGCGGAAACAAGGACAAGGAACUUCCUCCGCCGCCUCCUGCCGAGAAAAACGAAGAACCAGGGCAACAGCAAUCAUUCCUUCAGCGUGCCAAAUCUGUUGUUUCCGGCCAACCUGCCCGUUCUAACAACAGGCAGAGACCACCUAGCCAACUCACACAAUCUACAUCUACUCACUCCCCUCCUCAGUCAUCCCCCCGAGAACCUCCCACCCCAUCCGCUCAUGAAAACCCCGACACUGCUCCUAGAAUCCCACUUGGACGCUCUCGCACGGUCCAGCACCGUCGAACAAGAUCAGACCAGCUGGACAAUUCCGGCGCUGCAGCUGGAACGGCAAGCGUAAUCAGCCAGAUGUAUCGCGGCCCUCCAAGCGGACGCUCCCCAUCCACUGGCCCGAUCAGCCCUGGUAUCAGCCCAACCCUGUCAAAUAACGGCCCGUUCUUCGCUCCCGGCGCGGCAUCCAAGCGCUCAUCUGUCGCCACUGCACCAGGGGGUACAGGCACCUCCAUCUCCACGCGCAGUGCUGACCGUCGUUUCAGCGGUGCUGCAAGCUUGACCAGCGAUAGAAGCGGGGACGUUGGGUCCAUGGAAGGCGGCGCUGCAUCAGCCAGUCCUCCUCGCUCCGGCCCUGGAAUGAACAACUAUACUGGGGCAGUGAUGCAGCAGAACAAGUUGCGUCCACUACGCCUGGUGCAGGAGAACCAGGAGAUGGAUGCCGAUCCCCUGACUGAUGAAGCUGCCCGCAAGAAGGCAAAUAGAGGCAGUUGGGCAGGAUGGUUCAACCGCGGCAGCUUCACGAUGUCUGAUUCCAGCAACUCGCGGCCGUCAUCUUGA